This is a messenger RNA of Colletotrichum higginsianum IMI 349063, 1074 nucleotides long. RefSeq names its product serine/threonine-protein kinase 6. NCBI's taxonomy places the organism in Eukaryota, Fungi, Ascomycota, Sordariomycetes, Glomerellales, Glomerellaceae. Gene Ontology annotation, cellular component: nucleus; cytoplasm. Gene Ontology annotation, biological process: protein phosphorylation; mitotic DNA damage checkpoint signaling. The transcript has 2 exons. The record is from RefSeq and is a predicted model, not a curated record. The coding region runs from base 1 to 1074 and encodes 357 amino acids. Gene Ontology annotation, molecular function: ATP binding; protein serine/threonine kinase activity.
AUGGCAGACGCUCCGAGCAUCGAUUUUUCCGUGCAGUUGCACAGCAUACGAGAGGAGUAUUCCAAGAAAAGAGACUCAACCAAUCUUUUCUCACCAACUGGGCGAGAAUUGAUCAACACACGCAAAGAGUUCAUGGGUACUACACUCUAUUCCAUUUUCUGGUAUAGGAAUGGUACCGACGCUCGUCAAUAUGUCCGGCUGGCCGACGUUGCCGGUACACUCUCUGGAGAAAUCUUGCGUCUGAACCGAGAGCUGCCCGAGCGAGAUGAUGAUUACGAAAUUGUCGGCGAUCAGAUUCGUCCUCUCAAGCAGGCUCCGCCGCCUCCUCCAGAGGAGCCAGAUGGCUCCGAUGAUCUCAGUCAAAUUCUUGAGCGGCUUCCUGUCGUUCAAGUCGAUGACGGCAAACAUUUCAUGAAGCAGAGUAGAUAUGACAGCGAAGUUCGAAACCUACUCAAGUGUCAGGGAGAAUCCUGUCCAGGGAGCCCCGCGUCUGAGCACAUUAUCCAGUUGCUCGGGAAGUCGCCAGAUGGAAAGCUUGUCUUUGAGAAGUUCAAACCACGGUAUCUCGUUCUUGGACAAGUUCACGCCCUAUCUACCUACCUAGCCUGGAUCCUACAGCUGAUAUCCGGGCUCAAGUCCCUUCACCUACUCGACAUUGUGCACCGCGACCUGCGCAUCGACAACCUAGUGUUUUCUGAUGACUAUUCCAAGAUUAUAAUCAUCGACAUAGAAAGCCACUGGGGAAUUCGCCAGGCUCCCGAGCUAUCACGCGAUCCCGAUGUGGAUCCUGGAUGGAAUGAGAAGUCAGAUAUCUAUGAUUUAGGUAACGUCAUUAGGCACAUGGUACUUGGGAAUGCUCCGAUCACAGACCAAGUUAAGAUUCCUGUUCCUUCACCUUUGGAUCGCAUUGUGGAGGCUUGUACAAAUUCUUCGCCAGAGAAACGACCGAGUCUAGAUGAACUCCACCAAAUGGUUUCAGAGCUUAAUGAUAUCAAAGAGUGCGUGCUAUCCACCGAUGAUGCUGUUCACCAGGCUGGCUUUUCAAACCAGGGAACAGUUGCCAUUAUUGCGUGA